Messenger RNA from Schistocerca serialis cubense, 729 nucleotides. Its product is annotated as cuticle protein 18.6-like. The record is from RefSeq and is a predicted model, not a curated record. The coding region runs from base 17 to 640 and encodes 207 amino acids. The transcript has 2 exons. Gene Ontology annotation, cellular component: extracellular matrix. Lineage: Eukaryota; Metazoa; Arthropoda; Insecta; Orthoptera; Acrididae.
GACACAACACAGCAGCAUGGCCAGCAAGCUCAUUAUCUUCGCCGUGGUGGUGGCGGCAGCACACGCCGGCUACCUGGGCGCCCCCGCCGUCUACGCCCCCGGUGCACCUCUCGCUGCCCGAGCCUACGCCGCCCCCGCCUACGCCGCCCCCGCCUACGCAGCCCCCAUCGCUCGUUACGCCGCCCCCGUCGCUAGGGCCUACGCCGCCCCUGUCGCCAGGGCCUACGCCCCAGCUGUCGCCGCCGCCCCCGCCGCCGUCGCUGCCGAGUACGACCCGCACCCCGAGUACAGCUUUGCGUACAACGUGCAGGACGCCCUCACAGGUGACUCCAAGACCCAGCACGAGAGCCGCAGCGGCGACGUCGUCCAGGGCAGCUACAGCCUGGCCGAACCCGACGGCUCCAUCCGCACCGUCGACUACACUGCCGACCCCGUCAACGGCUUCAACGCCGUCGUGCACAAGGAGGCCGGCGCCCACCCCGCCGCCGCCGCCCCUGUCGCCGUCGCCCACGCCCCCGUUGCCGUCGCCGCCCCCGCCAGGGCUUACGCCGCUCCCAUCGCCAGGGCUGCCUACGCCGCCCCCCUCGCUAGGGCUGCGUAUGCCCCUGCUCUGGCCUAUGGUGGUGCCUACCACGGUUGAUUUCUGAUAUAAUUAUGUUCCUUCGCUGUCAUUUUGUACAAAUGUAUGUAGUCAUAACUGCACUUCAAUACAUACACAUUAAUAACUAA